AAGAUACCGCCUUGGCAGUUUUUAUUCCAGAACUUGUGAGACUCAGCAGCUGCUCUGGAGAAAUGUCCCCUGUGUAACUCCAGCUCCUGUACCAUGUACCAGUCUGGGUUUGUGCCCCGGGAGUAUUACCCAGCCAUGAUCCCCCCCUCUGCCUACCUGCCGCUGCGAGCCGGGAGGGUGGAUGACACAGCCAGCCCCGUCAUGUUCCCUCCCAUCCACGUGCACAACCUCUACAGCCGCCCCAUCACCUUCGUGGUGGACAGGAACAGCUACCCUGACUAUGUGGGGAAUCAGGUGGAGUAUCAUCACGUCUACAGUGCCUCUAAUCCCUACUUGCAUCCGUACUACACCUGGCACUUUCCCCCUGUGGUCCCCAUUCCUCUGUACAAUCCCUAUGCAACCUAUAAUCCCUACACCACCUACCAAAGGCCAGAGCAGCAUCGAGACGCUUGGCCAGAAGGCUUCACGAUGAGGGGGGAGCUUCAAUGGGGGAAGCUCAGCAAGGUGUUUGGACCAAGGAAAGAGCUCCCAGAAUUUGUGAAGGAUGAUCUCCGAAGGGUUUAUGGCACCUACCCACAGACCAGCGUCUCCAUAACUUAUAGGAAUGGGGAGUUCUUGGUCAAAGGAGACCCCAAGGUAGGAGAGCAGGAAUACACAGUGGAAAAAAAAGUCAUCCAGCGGGCUUUGACGCCCAGUGCCAGCGAGGCAGAUGACAGCAGUGAGGACCGGAAUCGGAAGAAGAAGAAGAAAUUGAGACACUGAUGUCACCUCCUGGGUAGAUGCUC
Molecule: messenger RNA, 785 nt
Organism: Tinamus guttatus (white-throated tinamou)
Lineage: Eukaryota; Metazoa; Chordata; Aves; Tinamiformes; Tinamidae
Gene: CUNH10orf95
Product: chromosome unknown C10orf95 homolog
Source: RefSeq, a predicted model, not a curated record